Molecule: messenger RNA, 2267 nt
Organism: Leptonychotes weddellii (Weddell seal)
Lineage: Eukaryota; Metazoa; Chordata; Mammalia; Carnivora; Phocidae
Source: RefSeq, a predicted model, not a curated record
ACGAGCCAGCCCCACACCUUUACUCCAAAAAAUGAGAGGGACGGUUUAGAUAGUCCGAUCGGAAGCACUUCCGUUCCCUCGGAACCGUGUACAAGUAGGUCCGUGGCGUCGUCCCUCCUUUCCACUCCGUUUCUGAAACUAUUAGCUAUUUCGGGCAACAACCUUUAGAUUUGGUCAUAGUUCCUCUAAAAUGGAAUGACGAAUAAUCUGCACCAUCCUUUCCUCACAGUGGCGUCCAAAUUCCAGCCAAAGGCAAACAAAAUUUUCACGUAGCCAAGUGUUUAGAACUUAACGCUGUGUAGUCAGGCAAAUCUACGACCUCCGCUAGAUCGAUCAUAAGCCGUGUGACCUUGCAAAAGUCUUGCUACCUGUAAGUCUAAAGUAACGCAGGAGUGCACGCACUGCAUCUCGGACAAAAACAACAUUUACGCUUUGUUUGUACCGAGUUAAGAGUGACGCCCUCCAGGGCCAUAGGAGCAGGCGCUGGCGACGAGACGCUGGCACCGUGUUGAUGACAUCACUUCCGGAGCGACAGGUUCGGCCUCUCUUGCUCUUUUAAAAACGCAGUCGACCGUCUUUGCUAGGGGAACGAAACCAGUACUAGCCACUGUCGUUCACGAGGAAGGAGUUAUCUGUAGAGUUAAGUAUGCUAAUACUGAAUAAGACAACAGGAGUUUUUUCUAAACCAUCAAGAAGGAAACCUUAUGAAUUUUUAAGAAGUUUUAAUUUUCAUCCUGGAAAACUGUUUCUUCAUAAACUAGUAUUAGGAAUUGAAACCAGUUGUGAUGAUACAGCAGCUGCCGUGGUGGAUGAAACUGGAAAUGUUUUGGGAGAAGCAAUACACUCCCAAACUGAAGUUCAUUUAAAAACAGGUGGGAUUGUUCCUGCAGUAGCUCAGCAACUUCACAGAGAAAAUAUUCAACGAAUAGUGCAAGAAGUGCUCUCUGCCAGUAAAGUCUCUCCAAGUGAACUCUCAGCAAUUGCAACUACUGUAAAACCAGGACUUGCUUUAAGCUUGGGAGUAGGCUUAUCAUUUAGUUUACAACUAGUAGACCAGUUAAAAAAACCUUUCAUUCCCAUUCAUCAUAUGGAGGCUCAUGCACUUACUAUUAGGUUGUUAAAUAAAGUAGAAUUUCCCUUUUUAGUUCUUUUGAUUUCUGGAGGUCAUUGUCUGUUGGCAUUAGUUAGAGGAGUUUCAGAUUUUCUGCUUCUGGGAAAGUCUUUGGACAUAGCACCAGGUGACAUGCUUGACAAGGUGGCAAGAAGACUGUCUUUGAUAAAACAUCCAGAGUGCUCCACCAUGAGUGGUGGGAAGGCUAUAGAACAUUUGGCCAAACAAGGAAAUAAACUGCAUUUUGCUAUCAAACCUCCCAUGCAACGAGCUAAAAAUUGUGAUUUUUCUUUCUCUGGACUUCAGCAUGUUAUUGAUAAGAUAAUAAUGCAAAAGGAAAAAGAGGAAGGGCUGCAGAGGGGGCAAGUCCUGUCUUCAGCUGCACACGUUGCCGCUGCGGUACAGCACACCACGGCGUGCCACGUGGCAGAGAGAACUCACCGUGCCAUUCUGUUCUGCCAGCAGAGACGCUUGUUAUCUCCAAGUAAUGCAGUACUGGUUGUAUCUGGGGGCGUUGCAAGUAACUUAUACAUCCGAAAAGCUCUGGAAAUUGUCACAAAUGCAACACAGUGCACUUUGCUGUGUCCUCCUCCCAGACUGUGCACUGACAAUGGCAUUAUGAUUGCAUGGAACGGUAUUGAAAGACUGCGUGCUGGCGUGGGCGUUUUACACAACACAGAAGGCAUCCGCUAUGAACCCAAAUGUCCUCUUGGAGUAGAUAUAUCAGAAGAAGUUGGAGAAGCUGCCAUAAAAGUACCACAGUUAAAGAUGGAGAUUUGAUUUUUGCUUUUCAAAAAAAUCCCUAAAGGUAUCAUCUUCCCUGGAGCAAUUGGGAUGUCUAUACAUUUCUUAAAAUCCAUCUGAGAUUUUAAGAAAUAGGACAGGCAAGUAAUCCUUCAAGUGUGUAUUGUACUUUUUAGUUGACCAUGUAAUGUUUACAUGCAUUAUUUUAGAAACUGUAUUUAAUCAAUGAAAAUAUAUGAGAUGUGAAGGUUUUUGGUUUGUGUUUGGAUAAUUUCCUUUGAAUCUGAAGCUUUAUCACUUUUUUUCUGCCUAAAGUAACUAAAUGUACUGUCCUUUGAAUAUAAAAACAAUGCUACUGACUUUAAUGUCCUUUGAGAGAUUUUACCAGUAAAGAGUUAUAUUAUAUCAUCCA